This is a messenger RNA of Passer montanus (Eurasian tree sparrow), 3209 nucleotides long. It is a transcript of the gene DTX3L, whose product is annotated as deltex E3 ubiquitin ligase 3L. Gene Ontology annotation, biological process: protein ubiquitination; Notch signaling pathway. The transcript has 5 exons. The record is from RefSeq and is a predicted model, not a curated record. Bases 117 to 2300 code for a protein of 727 amino acids. Lineage: Eukaryota; Metazoa; Chordata; Aves; Passeriformes; Passeridae.
GACCCCCAUCUCGCUCAGGGCGGAUCCUCCCGCUCGGAGCUGCGGGCGGAGCGGGAAGCGAAAGCGAAAGCGAGCGAGCGGCGGAGCGGGAAGCGAAAGCGAAAGCGCGGCGGGUCAUGGCGGCCGCGCCGCUGCUGGUGUGGGUGAGCCCUGCGCCCGCCGCCGGCGAGAAGGCGACCCUCAAGCUCCAGAGAUACUUCCAGUCGGGAAAGCGGUCGGGGGGCGGCGAGUGCACCGUGCGCCCCGGCCCCCAGCCCGGCACCUACUGGGUGGACUUCUCUAAGGAGCAAGAUAGGAAGAGUGUGGAAUCCCGCUCAAAACACACCUUGGAAGUGGGUACAGGAUGCUGGGAUAUAGUCGUCCUGCCGGCAGAAGGGGAGCCGGGCAAGAGCCGGGUUGCCGCUGCCAGCGCUCCCCUGCCCCAGCAGCAGCAGCCGGACAGCGCUGGCUGCGGGGCCGCAGCCAAGGAGGACCUUACCAAAAAGAUAUUUCUUACAGUAUCUGCUACUUUGAAUGCCAGUGUGUUCACUGAAGACCAAAAGGAGAAAAUUACCAUUAUGUGUCCAAACUUAAAGAGAGAAAGAAACCCUGGAGUGGAUGGCUCUGAGAAAUUGACAGGAGAUUUUACAGAUAUUGAAAAAGCUUAUCACUACUUUGAAGAUAUCCUUGCAGGCAAAGACCCAAACCAUGAUUUUUCCCAUUCUGAACGUAGGAAUGGUUUGAAAGAUGAAAAUGGCCUGAAUACUGAAGAAAUGGUUGAGUUUACAGUUGUGACAGCUCUCUAUGAAUAUUUUAGUCAUACCCGCAAAGAGGAAAUCAGAGAACUACACAAAAGGUUUGGAGCACAUAUAGGCAUUAAAGGCCAUGACAAGGAUAACACAUUCAUAUACAUAUCUUCUGAUAAAAGUCCUGCAUUGUUACCAGCAGCUAGUGAUUCUUUUAUCAGAAUUUUUCAGGAAGCUACAAAAGAUCUGACACAGGAAAAAGUUCCCAUAACAAAGAGUGACACAUUGAAAGAAACAAUAGUAAAAUUAAAUGAAAGAUUUGGAAAUCUUCUUGCUAAAGAGGAAGGGAGUCACUUGCUACUCCGUGGUCCAAGGAGUGAGAUUUUAGCUGCCCAAAAAUUUCUAGCAGGAGAAGGUGAGAACAGCCAAGCUGAAAAGAAUAUGAAAAUAUCAUCUGAAUGUUACAAAUACAGAUAUGGAAUUGGAGUUGAUGCUUCUGUGUUGAACUUGUUGGAAAAUAUACUAAGCAAAGAAAUUGAAAACAUAAAUGGCAAAUUUGAUACACUGGUAGAAAUAAAAGAGAAUUCACCUGGCCAGAAGGUCAUUAUAUUUAGGCCUAAAUCCAAAACUUCUGAUAUGUCAUCACAUGCUACUGAAAGUUUUAUCAGUGCAUUUCAGAGUGCCUCUGCAAUGUUAACAGAAAAAAUCAUCAGCGUGAAGCUUUCAGAAGAUCAGAAGGAAACUUUAGGUGUUAUGCUUAAUGCUAAGAAAUUUGAAGAUCUUAAGGUAAAACUUAAGAAGGAUGAAGAUAAGUUAAUCUUAAGGGGUUUACCAGUCCAUCUUGAUGCUGCUGAGAAGUACAUGAAGUCCCUUGACAUUGAAGGAACACAAACUAGAAAUAGGGCAGCACUGUCCUCUGACCUCAGCUCUCAAGAAGCUACAGGAGCAUCUAAGUCCAGUGUUAGGCAAAAGAAUAACCUUUCUUCUGAAGGACAGACUCAGGCAAAGGCAGAAGAAAAAGAAGAUGAUGAGUGUCCAAUUUGCAGGGACACAAUUGAAAAUAAAGAAAUACUAGAAAAGUGUAAACAUGCAUUUUGCAAAACUUGCAUUGACCUAGCCAUGAGUUACAAACAAGCUUGUCCAGUUUGUAAUACUGUCUGUGGAGUCCUGAUAGGAAACCAGCCAGAGGGAACAAUGUCAACCAGAAAAAUCCGUUUAUCUCUUCCUGGUUAUCCCAAUUGUGGCACUAUUCAAAUUGACUAUGAUAUGAAUGGUGGUAUUCAAACUAGCAGCCAUCCAAACCCAGGGCAGCGUUAUGGGCCAGUUCACCGAACAGCAUAUUUACCUGACAAUAAGGAGGGGCGAGAAAUCCUGCAGCUCCUCGAAAGGGCCUUUCACCAGAAAUUGAUUUUCACAGUGGGGCAGUCACGCACUACUGGUGAACAAAAUGUUAUCACGUGGAAUGAUAUUCACCACAAAACUUCCAUGGAGGGAGGACCUUCCCGGUUUGGUUACCCGGAUUCUUCUUAUCUGCAGCGCGUUCGAUCAGAAUUGAAAGCAAAGGGAAUUGAAUAAGGAAAUCUGUGAAUUCUCAACUCCUAAGUGCAAUGACUGACACAGCAGUUAAUGUACUAGUCAAGCUCUGAGGGAAGUUGCUUUGUUUAACUACAGUAUCUAAAUUGCUUGUAUUUCAGAGUUAGCUAAGAAAAGUAAUCUUUUCUCAUCAAACAAUGUAUGUUCUUCUCACAAAUCAUUUCCUUCCCUAUAUAUGUAGCCUUUACAAAAUUUGGUUCUUGUGAGUGUGGUAUCAGUACUGUUUGCACUUUGUAUAUCUUGCUUUACUAGCAAAUCUGAUUGCCACUUUUCUCCACAACUCUCCAGUCUGAUUUCUAAAACCCUUAGAUCCACUUUUAUUGGAGGGAACACUUCUCUUUGCUUUGCAUUAUGAUGUCUGUCAGCAUGGCUGGCAUCAUGUAACCUAAUCUAAUCUAAAUCUAAAAUUUGUAUGCAAAUUUGUAUGCAAAUAUGUAAUCUAAUCUGAAAUUUGUAUGCAGCUAUAACAGUGUUAGCUGUGAUAAGGUUAUGGACUUUUGCUUCUUUUCAUGGUAGAAAUGGCCUUAAUGAUUUGGGUCUUGCAUGUGAAAUUAGCUGUGGAUCAUGUACAAGUGGGUACAUGGAUGUUUGCUCUGCAGGAGUGCUGAAUACUGAGAGCUGUGUUGGAGCAAACGGGAAGCAACAGUGUCAUAACUGAUAGUGGGCUCCUGGUUCUGUGCCUGCUUAAACUUCAAUACAACUUCUAAAUCCGUUUUUUCAACUAUAAAGCUGCAUUCUUUCAAUUGCAUCUAAUAUAGGUUUAAAUUGUAUCAUAAAGAUACUCUGCAGUGCCUAAAUAACCUGUUAAUUACCUGUGUUAUGGUAUUUUUAGUAAGUUGAACCUUUUCUCUAAGGCUACUGAGUGCAACUAAUAAAGAAAAUACAAAGAUA